Messenger RNA from Gallus gallus (chicken), 2787 nucleotides. RefSeq names its product neuraminidase 3 (gene NEU3). The record is from RefSeq and is a predicted model, not a curated record. Gene Ontology annotation, cellular component: cytoplasm; lysosome; membrane. Lineage: Eukaryota; Metazoa; Chordata; Aves; Galliformes; Phasianidae. The coding region runs from base 377 to 2326 and encodes 649 amino acids. Gene Ontology annotation, molecular function: exo-alpha-sialidase activity. The transcript has 4 exons. Gene Ontology annotation, biological process: ganglioside catabolic process; oligosaccharide catabolic process.
UCCUGAAAUCCUCUUCCCCUUUUGGAUCAAUGGGGAUUUGAAGCCCCAAAGUUGUGCUGAGCUGCGCCCUCCUAUGGGGAUGGGUUUGGGGACCCCAGGGUGUGGGGUGGGGGGGGAUUGCUCUGUGCCAUGUGUCCCACUGGGAGGAAUUCAGGACAGAAAGCCUCAGCGAAACCAACAGUCUGUUGUUUGCAAACGAGUUCUCUUUAUUUUUAUAUUUAAUUGCUCUGGGGGAUUGUUUUUAUAUGAAACCUUUUAGGGCCGUGGGAAGGAGCGGCGUUCUGCAGCUGCCUCGUCGCUGUGUGUCCGACUGCGUUUUCCUCUCGCGGUGUACGAUGGGCCCCGCUGGAAAAACGGCCUUUUUUAAAGCGCUUUUAUGUUUUCGUUUUCAAUAAAAGGAACGAAGCGACGCAGCAUGGCUCAGGCUGUCACCUGGCUCAAGUGGCUGUGCGGGGCCAGGGAGUGCCCCCAAACCUCAGAGGCCCCACUCAACCCUCCCCGGGAGACACUGUUCCGACAGGAGGGACCCGGGGGGGUGACGUUCCGCAUCCCAGCGCUGCUCCAUGUGCCCCCCCGCAUCCUCCUGGCCUUCGCUGAGAAGCGCUCCUCCACCCGGGAUGAGGAUGCAGAGCUCCUGGUGCUGCGCCGGGGGUGGUGGAAUGGGCACAGGGUGGAGUGGGGCCCUAUGGAGGAGCUAACCAAGCUGACCCUCCCGGGUCACCGCACCAUGAACCCCUGUCCGCUGUACGAGGCCGCGAGCGGCACCGUCUUCCUCUUCUGCAUCUGCGUGGAGCGCCACGUCACCGAGUGGCACCAGAUCAUGGUGGGACGCAGCGCGGCGCGGCUCUGCUGCUCCUCCAGCCCGGACCACGGCCGCACCUGGAGCCCUCUGCGGGAUCUCACCGACGAGGCCAUCGGUGACGACCGGCCCCGCUGGGCCACCUUUGCCGUAGGGCCGGGCCAUGGGGUGCAGCUGGAUUCGGGCCGCCUGGCCGUGCCGGCGUACGCCUACUACGUGCACGGACGGCUGUGUGGUGUCCCAUUGCCCUGCUGCACCCGCCCGCACUCCUUCAUCUUCUACAGCGACGACGGUGGAUGGAGCUGGCAGAAGGGUUCUCUGCUGCGGGGCAUGCGGACCGGAGAGUGUCAGGUGGCCGAGAUCAAGGCCAAGGAUGGAGGGACGCUGCUCUACUGCAGUGCCCGUCGGCCAUGCCGCUGCCGGGCCGCGGCCAUCAGUGUUGACCAUGGCCAACGCUUUGGCCUCCCAGCGCGGUGCCCGGCGUUGUGUGAACCGCCGCAUGGCUGCCAGGGCAGCGUGGUCAGCUUCGUACCAACCACCAUUGGGUGUCCUGUAGGCACCACUGACACCGAGAGCCGUAGUGGGGACACCCAACAUUGGCUGCUCUGCUCGAACUCAACCAGCCAGCGCCUACGACGCAAUUCAGGCAAUGAGAGUCCCAAUGGGGACACCCAGCGUGGUCUGCUCUGCGCUAUGCCCCCCACCAUCGUUGGGUGUCCUACAGGCACCACCAGCCCCGAAAGUCCCAAUAGGGUCACCCAACUUUGCUACCACCCAACCAACCAGCAACAACACUGUGAUUUAGGGCUCGACGUCAAUACCAUGCCACACAAUGAGUGUCCUAUAGGCACCACCAGCGCCGAGAGCCCCAAUGGGGACACCCAGCGUUGGCUGCUCUGCUCCAACCCAACCAACCAGCUCCAGCAAUGUGAUUUAGGGACCAAGAGCCCCAAUGGGGACACCCAGCGUUGGCUGCUCUGCUCCAACCCAACCAACCAGCUCCAGCAAUGUGAUUUAGGGACCAAGAGCCCCAAUGGGGACACCCAGCAUUGGCUGCUCUGCUCCAACCCAACCAACCAGCUCCAGCAAUGUGAUUUAGGGACCAAGAGCCCCAAUGGGGACACCCAGCGUUGGCUGCUCUACUCCCACCCCACCAACCGGCGCCACCGCCGUGAUUUGGGGCUCUAUGUCAACACGGCGCCACCUAACGAGGAGGGCUGGUGGCACCCACGGGUGCUGCAGGAGGGACCUUGUGGGUAUUCUGACCUGGCCGUGUGCCCCGAUGGGGUCUUUGGGUGCUUGUUCGAGUGCGGGGAGGUCAGCGCCUGUGAGGAGAUCGCCUUCUGCCUCUUCACGUUGGGCACCAAUGGAGGCACCAAAGGUGGUGAAGGCAGUGAGACUCCAUGCCUUGGGGAAGAACCUGUUUUUGGGGUUUUGUCCCCAAGGAGCACUGGGGAGAGCUCAGAGGAAGAUUUUAGGGAUGCGAACCCAGCGGAGGAGAAGCAGCGUUGCGAGGCUUUUAAUUAACACUUUUCUAUUUAUUGACUGACGCCCAUCGUUGGGUUGGCAGUGGUGUAGAAAGGAACUGGGUGUGAUGGGGCAUGGGGGGACGGCAGCACACUCCAGUGCCCAAAACUUCUUAGAAAUCAACAUUUUAGGGGGUGUGGUGGAGUUGGGUUGGGGUUGGACUUGGGGUCUCAGAGGUCUUUUCCAACUUCAAUGAUCCUGUGAUUUUCAGCUGGGGAAAACCCAAAGUCAGAGAUGAGUUACAAGUUCCUGACUCUAUUACGUGCUGUGAGAGAGUAUUUCUCCUUUUUUAGGGUUUUCCCCCUGUUUUUCCAUUGCCUGAUGCCUGCUCAGAGCCAAGCUCUGUCUCUGCCCAACCACAGGGGACAGGCGGUGGCCACAUCCCUGGGCUGGUGAUGGCAGCUCAGCACGGGUCCACAUCCUUGUGCCACCAGCAAAUAAAAACUCCAAAAAGGACAGAA